Molecule: messenger RNA, 1653 nt
Organism: Syzygium oleosum
Lineage: Eukaryota; Viridiplantae; Streptophyta; Magnoliopsida; Myrtales; Myrtaceae
Product: glucan endo-1,3-beta-glucosidase-like
Exons: 2
Coding region: 64-1272 (402 amino acids)
Biological process (GO): carbohydrate metabolic process
Cellular component (GO): plasma membrane
Molecular function (GO): hydrolase activity, hydrolyzing O-glycosyl compounds
Source: RefSeq, a predicted model, not a curated record
UUAAGUUUAAACCUCGUCUCUCUCUCUCUUCAUUUCCUCCACGAAACGCACUACGGACUGAUCAUGGCCAACCUGUUCUCUCUCGCCACGGCCAUCUUCUUCCUGUCCGUCACUUGUACUCAUCUCUCCCGUGCCGCGUACCCCAUCGGCGUCAACUACGGCACCAUCGCCGACAACCUCCCCCCGCCAUCCCAAGUCGCCAACUUCCUCAAGACCAAGACCACCAUCGACCGGGUCAAGCUCUUCGACGCCAACCCCGACAUGCUCCGCGCCUUCGCCGGCACCGGCAUCGCCGUCACCGUCAGCGUCGGCAACGGCGACAUCCUGUCCCUCUCCAAGCUCCCCGCGGCCCAGUCCUGGGUCGCCACCAACAUCUUGCCGUUCUACCCCCAGACCCUCAUCAACCGCAUCGCCAUGGGCAAUGAGAUCCUCGCCACCUCCGACAAGGCCCUCAUCGCGCACAUCUUGCCCGCCAUGAAGGCCCUCCACUCGGCUCUCCAGCUCGCGAACGUCACCAACGUCCAGGUCACGACACCGAACUCGCUCGGGAUACUCGCGUCGUCGUAUCCUCCGAGCACCGGCCGUUUCCGCCGGGGGUACGACAGGGUCAUAUUCGCUCCGAUCCUGGAUUUCCACCGCCAGACGAAGUCCGCCUUCAUGGUGAACCCGUACCCGUUCUUCGGGUUCUCCGCCAAUAACCUGGACUACGCGUUGUUCAAGCCGAACGCCGGCGUCUUCGACGCGGUGACGGGGAUGAACUACACGAACAUGUUCGACGCCCAGAUGGACGCGGUGUACUCGGCGAUGAAGAAGGUGGGUUACGAGGACGUGGAGAUCUCGGUGGGAGAGACGGGGUGGCCCUCGGUGGGCGACCCCAACCAGCCGGACGUGAACAUGGAGAACGCGGUGUCGUACAACGGGAACCUCGUGAGGCACGUGAACACCGGGAAGGGAACGCCGUUGAUGCCGAACCGGACGUUCGAGACUUACGUCUUCGCGCUGUUCAACGAGGACCUGAAACCGUCGACCUCGGAGCGGAACUACGGGCUGUUCAAGCCGGAUCUGACUCCGGUUUACGACGUCGGCAUCAUGAGAAACGAACCGGCUAGUGCACCCGCUCCGGCAUCGCCCGAUCCGGCAUCGCCCGGUCCGACCGCCCCAUCGAGCAAGAAGGAGCCAGAUGCGGGAAGUUCGGCGAGCCCGUAUCGGAAAUCCAAGGAGUUGUUUAUGGGAGGAUGUUGCUUUCUGUUUGCAUACUUCGUAUUAAUUUGAAGGAAAAGAGGGAAAUAUGAACGUUACACUUACACUCGCUUUUUCUAUGAUGAGAGCAAAUCGCCGCUUUGUAUAUUAACAUGUUAUUGGCUUUUUGGCGCUAGAUUUUGGGGUUGCCAUUGAUCCCCUUUUCCAUCUUUUUUGGAUCACGCAACCAAUUUUCUCUACCGGAUAUGGCUGUUGUUUUCAGAAUUUUCGAUCUAUUAUGAUACUUGGUUGAAUGGGGUCAAACCUGUUUUGAUGGGUGCAUAUAAUUGAAUAGAUUGAGCUCCAACAGUCUGAAUUACGAAACACUUAAUGGGAUCAGAAGUUCCCACCUUUAUUAUUUAUUUUGUUAUAUGUGGUUUAAGUCGGUGUUAAAUGAAUGUUCGCUUCCGUGUU